ACCGCCGUUCCUCGUUGACAGCUUUCCUCCACACGCUCACAGCGCUCAUUCAUUUCGAAAAAAGUCGUCACCGGGGAAAGGCUCGCGUGCUGCGUGGCCUCGUCAGAGUCAGAGUGGCUCAGAAAUUAGGGGAAAUUUUCCUUUCCGAGACUGUGUAGUGUAAUCUGCGUACGUAAUAUUUAGAGCUGAAUCCUGUGGAUUUAUCGAUCGAAUAUCGUGGGUUAAAUUGGUGCAAGUUUAACUUUUCUCGAAAAGAGAAAUCGCCCUUUUUUCUCCCGAAAAAGUGUGUGCCAAGCGUGGAAGAAAAAGAAGCACAGCAAGAUGGGGAUUAAGUUUCUGGAAAUCAUUAAGCCUUUCUGCAGUAUCCUGCCUGAAAUUGCGAAACCAGAGCGCAAGAUCCAGUUUCGAGAAAAGGUUCUGUGGACGGCAAUUACUUUGUUCAUCUUUUUGGUAUGCUGUCAGAUCCCGCUGUUCGGUAUUAUGAGCUCGGAUUCGGCCGAUCCGUUCUACUGGAUACGUGUCAUCUUGGCCUCGAAUCGAGGAACGCUUAUGGAGCUCGGUAUAUCGCCAAUCGUUACGUCGGGACUGAUCAUGCAACUGCUGGCUGGAGCUAAGAUUAUCGAAGUCGGUGAUACUCCGAAGGACCGAGCGCUGUUCAAUGGAGCGCAGAAACUGUUCGGUAUGAUCAUUACGAUCGGUCAGGCUAUUGUGUACGUAAUGACCGGAAUGUACGGCGAUCCGGCGGAAAUCGGAGCUGGAGUUUGUCUUCUGAUUAUCAUUCAGCUGUUCGUUGCUGGUUUGAUAGUGCUUCUGCUUGAUGAGUUGCUCCAGAAGGGAUAUGGUUUGGGAUCAGGAAUUUCACUUUUCAUUGCGACCAACAUUUGCGAGACUAUUGUGUGGAAGGCAUUCUCUCCGGCCACUGUCAACACCGGUCGUGGUACGGAAUUCGAAGGAGCCGUGAUUGCUCUGUUCCAUUUGCUCGCGACCCGUCAGGAUAAGGUUCGUGGACUGCGUGAAGCCUUCUAUCGUCAGAAUUUGCCCAAUUUGAUGAAUCUGCUCGCUACCGUGCUCGUGUUUGCUGUGGUAAUAUACUUCCAAGGCUUCCGUGUGGAUCUACCAAUCAAGUCGGCCCGUUAUCGUGGUCAAUACAGCAGCUACCCAAUUAAACUGUUCUACACCAGCAAUAUCCCGAUUAUUCUGCAGUCUGCGCUGGUGUCCAAUCUCUACGUCAUUUCACAGAUGUUGGCGGUUAAAUUCCACGGCAACUUCUUGGUUAACCUGCUCGGAACGUGGGCUGAUGUCAGCGGCGGAGGUCCAGCUCGUGCCUAUCCGAUCGGUGGUCUCUGCUACUAUCUGUCGCCUCCCGAGAACCUGGGCCACAUCGCUACCGAUCCAAUCCAUGCCAUGCUCUACAUUGUGUUCAUGUUGGGCAGCUGCGCGUUCUUCUCCAAGACCUGGAUCGAUGUGUCCGGCAGUUCGGCCAAGGAUGUCGCCAAGCAGCUUAAGGAACAGCAGAUGAUUAUGCGUGGCCAUCGGGAGAACUCGAUGAUUCACGAGCUGAACCGGUACAUCCCAACGGCGGCGGCUUUCGGUGGACUUUGCAUCGGUGCGCUGUCGGUCAUUGCGGAUUUCAUGGGCGCCAUCGGGUCGGGCACGGGUAUCCUGCUAGCCGUAACGAUCAUCUAUCAGUACUUUGAAAUCUUCGUCAAGGAGCAGAGCGAGAUGGGUGGAAUGGGAACGUUACUCUUUUAAGCAGGACCGCAGAGAUUCUCAUUGAAACACAAAUCAUCCAGUUUUUCUUGUAUCCAUUCUCAUACAAAUGAUAGUUCUUGUUCUCAACUGUCUGUUCAUUUUUGUUGAACAUAAUCGGAUAGAUGCUAGGGACGAGGUGUUGAUUUUUCAGUUUUUCCUUUCCUUUUUGGUUUGAAUUACGAUAAAUACGCUUGAACACAGUUACUGUUGUUUGCAAUUAGAGGUAGAAGAGGACACGGCGAAAGAAUGUAAUUUAUUUUUACAAUCACACAAAUACAGUAGAUGAUUGUGUUCUCACAAAAAAAAACAAUUGAAACCAUAAAAAUCGAAAAAAAAAUUGGCGAAAAAUUCAUAGCAAAAAGACAACCGAUCAUUACAAGCAAUAGGCAGGAAGAGGAAAAAAUCGAAUACAAAAACAAACGACGAAAAGGAAAACUAAAGAGAUUUUAAGACUUUUCCUAUUAAUAUAAGAGAGCAUUUUGUGUUUGUUUAUUUUGUGUAACAAUGAAUAAAAACAGAAAACUAAAAACAG
Messenger RNA from Toxorhynchites rutilus septentrionalis, 2284 nucleotides. RefSeq names its product protein transport protein Sec61 subunit alpha-like. The transcript is spliced from 3 exons. The coding region runs from base 322 to 1752 and encodes 476 amino acids. Lineage: Eukaryota; Metazoa; Arthropoda; Insecta; Diptera; Culicidae. Gene Ontology annotation, cellular component: Sec61 translocon complex; membrane. Gene Ontology annotation, biological process: post-translational protein targeting to membrane, translocation; SRP-dependent cotranslational protein targeting to membrane, translocation. Gene Ontology annotation, molecular function: signal sequence receptor activity; transmembrane protein transporter activity; ribosome binding. The record is from RefSeq and is a predicted model, not a curated record.